Molecule: messenger RNA, 3482 nt
Organism: Ostrea edulis (European flat oyster)
Lineage: Eukaryota; Metazoa; Mollusca; Bivalvia; Ostreida; Ostreidae
Product: mucin-2-like
Exons: 7
Coding region: 482-1891 (469 amino acids)
Source: RefSeq, a predicted model, not a curated record
GUGACAGUAUGGCAAGAAAACCGUCGUUGUUGAAAGCGAGGUUUUAAACUUGCCCAGACGUUGGAGCGAGCCUAAGCGUGCAUGCUAAUUCGUGUAAGAAAUUGGAUCCGCCGGUCAACUCCAAGUAGGGGCAGUAGAAGGUAUCCGUCACAUCUCGCUUUAUCUACCUGGUUCGAGCAAGUUCCAGUGUUCCAUUUAAAUUCGCCGUUUAAAUUUGAUGCGUUUCGAUCUGGAGGAUUUUUCCCUUUUAAAUUUUUGUAAACAGGUCACUGGUGUAUUCAUAAGUAAAAAUUGAACACAGGGAUAUUUACUUCCUGCUUCCGUCACCUGUUUGUUUCCAUGAGGUUUCAGGUAACGGUGAAGGCUGACAUCAGAGCCUGGUAACGGGGAUGUCUGAUGACAAAGGUAGCUGAAUUACCCCGGAGGCAAUACCAGAGAUGGAAUAGCAGUUCACCAUACAUACACAAGAGAAUCUGACAUCAUGUGCGGAUUUGCUGAAGUGAUACAAUUGACACUUUUAGUGUCUUCUUUAUCAUCAUCCACAACAUCCACAACAACAACCUCGCCAUCAUCUACAACUCAAAUUCUACUCACAUCGCCAUCAUUCCAUAAUACGACAUCGUCUUCAUCUAACACGGGCGCCAAUGAUGUCAUCAUCUCGUCCACACCGACAACAUUAUCACUGGAGUCUACCGCCGAUUCAGAUCGUACAACACUGUAUAUAGAGACAACUAGUUUGUCAGGUCAGAAAACAACAAAUGAACAAACGUUCAACACAGAGAAUGCAAUGACAACAGACGAAGAAACAGUAGAAUCCCUAAUGACAACAGAUGAUUCUCAUAGCAAAAACACCAUACCAAUGGAAACCUCCCCAUCAACAACUACACAUUCAACCUUAGCAGCACAGUCAUCAUUAGUAACGACCACAGAACCACCCUUGACAACAAAACCGUCGUCAUUAGCAACGACCACAGAACUACCCUUGACAACAAAACCGUCGUCAUUAGCAACAACCACAGAAUCACCAUCGACAGCAAAAUCGUCGUCAUUAGCAACGACCACAAAAUCACCCUCGACAGCAAAUCCGUCAGCAUUAGCAACGACCACAGAACCACCCUUGACAACAAAAUCGUCGUCAUUAGCACCGAUCACAGAACCACCCUUGACAACAACACCGUCGUCAUUAGCAACAACUACAAAACCACCCUCGACAACAAAACCGAUCGUGACAACAUCAACUAUGGAACCGACAACACUUUCGAAAGUUAUCCCGACGGAAUCGUCAACAACUGCAUCAUCAUCAUCAUCAUUAUCGACGACAACAAGGGCAUCUACUUCAACCGCUGUGACUACAGCAUCGCCCACCGCAGGAAUGACAUCACAAUCGACGUCACAGGUCACCACAACCAACAUCUACGCAAAUGAAAUUGCUAGACUUAACUCGAACAUUUCAGAUUUGGAUGGUAGCAUUGCGUCACUACGAGUAGCGGUGGCGGUGUUGAGUGUGCUGUUAGCAAUAGUCUUGGUUGUGUGUCUUCUUUUCUACAUCAGGAAAAGAAUGCGUCCUGUGAAAUCUCCUUUCGACGCAGCACAUGACAGUGAGAAAGCUGACGUAGGUAGAACAAAGGAAGACGUGGUCUCAAGAAGGCCAUACUUCGAUAUCACACACAAUCCGUAUAGAGAAAGCACAGCUUCCAUAGGACAAGACAUUGGAUCCGCUCCCCUCUCUAAAACCUUUAAACCUCGUGAGAAUUCAGCGGAAGUAAAAAAAGACACAUCACGUGAUACAACGAUGGAGGAAAUACCGCUUCACGGUUUUACUUCCGCUCCCCCUAGUCAACAUGUAGAUAUGUUCACACAUGACGACGAGCUACAUAAUCAGGAAGUCUGAGAUGCGCUAUUUAAGUUGUAUUCUGUCGGAAUUUCCGUCUCCCAUUGACUAAUUUCGUUCCACUGAGUGUUAUCCGAUGUUAUAUGUAAUGUGAAACAUAAUUACGUAUUGAAAGUAGACGACUUCGCUUAAUAUGAGCAAGAAAAUAAUUUCCAACCAUUGCUCCAAAAAAUAAUGAUAUUUUUUGGUACAUAUUUCCAUAUGUGUAUGAUUUCCAUUUUACUCUUGCAAGUGCAGUAUUUUGUAUUCCAUGUUUGUCUUCGGUAUUUUGUUUAUCUCUUCCACCUCCUUUCACUUUCUUCCAACAUUGCUAUUAGCUCAGUUUUUAACAAACUAUUAAUGGGCGAUGAUCAACCCCGCUUUAUUACCUUGGAUUUCUCAUUGACUUCACAUUCAACAGAGAGCAUUGCAACUCUUGAACAAUGCAGGCGUGCAUUUGAAUGUGAUCUCUGUCAUAAGGCUUUGACCUCUUAUUUCUUGAUUAACCUAGUACCCAAUUAGGGAUUUAUUGAUCAUUCUUCAUAUUUGAAAACUAUUUGGUGAGAAAAUAUUUUCAUUCCCAAUGUAUUUACCGUUGAUAUUCUUUACUAGUUGUAAUGAUAGUUAUUUCCUCAUGAAUGAGAUAGAGUUGUGAACAAUUGAGCGCAUGGAUCUUGAUAGAUAUAAAGCGUCUAUUUUAACAACUGGGAAUUCUGACCAAAAUGGAAGUAGAGUGUAAAUAUAAAAUACAUGAGAGUAUACCCUGUAUAUUUAUAUUCAAAAAUGAUUUUUAUUUUCUUAAAUGUGAACUAUGCAUAUUCAGACACUCUCAAAUCAUAAUCCUAUUGCUGGAUUUGGUUGGUUUUUGACUCAACUAUUUAGAAUACCUUCAAAUACACAUCCAUCUUUAAAAGACCUUGGCAAUGCACACACGUUUUGAACUUGAUCAGAAAUCAAACGUCUCUGCAUUCCGUGUUUAGCUCGCUUUGACCAAACUAAGAAUUUCACAUUAAUAAAACCCCAUAAUAAAAUUUGAUGAGAACAUAACAAGUCUGCCCAUACAGUUUUACUUUCAUUUUAUUUACAGCAAUUUAUGAUAUUAACUUCAAACUUCUGGGAUUUGUGUUUAGCUGGUUUGUGACCUAUUUUUGAGUACGUGUCUGUUUGUGACCUAUUUUUGAGUACUUGUCUGGUUUGUGACCUAUUUUUGAGUACUUGUCUGGUUUGUGACCUAUUUUUGAGUACUUGUCUGGUUUGUGACCUAUUUUUUUAAGUACUUGUCUGGUUUGUGACCUAUUUUUGAGUACUUGUCUGGUUUGUGGCCUAUUUUUGAGUACUUCUCUGGUUUGUGACCUAUUGUUGAGUACUAUUGUGUACUUGUUGACCACUUUCGCAUGCAGUAUCACUUUGAUUGGCAGAUAGAGCACGGAAAAGGGUUGAUGUCCACUAACCCUCUAGACCACACCUUCCUAGGAUUUGUGCCGUGUUUACAAUACAAAUAAUAUGAUGCAAGUACGAUUUUGUUUUUUAUAUAAUUCAUAGUUUGUAAUCGUUUUUCUAGAGUUUCACAUACGUUGAAUUAAAACAUACACUGUGUGACAAGUAAAUGCAA